Messenger RNA from Bradysia coprophila, 2237 nucleotides. RefSeq names its product Platelet-activating factor acetylhydrolase alpha (gene Paf-AHalpha). The record is from RefSeq and is a predicted model, not a curated record. NCBI's taxonomy places the organism in Eukaryota, Metazoa, Arthropoda, Insecta, Diptera, Sciaridae.
AAUCGAAUUAAGCGCGAAGAGAGAAAUGAACGCACUUUAUGUCAUCAUCACACCUAUUUAUGCUAUACUCUGCAUUGUAAAACAUCCAAUUUGUUUGACAUUUUUUUAAUUGAAUCUGGGGUCCCAGUUGUAGAGUUUUUCUACAUUUUCUAUUAUUUUUGCAUUUAACUAGGAAUUUAUAGAACAAGAACUAGCGAUGAAUCCAUGUGCUGUACCUACAGAAAUAAAAGACACCGAUGCAGACAAUAGAUGGAUGAGCAUUCACAAUCGUUUUUUGUCUGAAUGCCGGGAGAAGGAUCCGGAUGUGAUUUUCAUCGGUGACUGUAUAUUUGAAACAUUGCAACAUACGGAAACGUGGAACUUAUACUUUGCUCCGCUACAUUGCCUCAACUUUAGUAUUUACCAAGACCAAACACAACAUGUUUUAUGGCGCCUGCAGAACGGCGAAUUGGACAACGUUAAACCAAAGAUAGUUGUACUGCUUGUCGGUACGAAUAAUGUCCACAAUACAGCCGAAGAAGUAGCUGAAGGGAUAUUGGAAAUUGUAAAAACUAUUCGUGAUAAAUUAGCUGACAGCUACAUUGUGCUACCAACUCUACUACCUCGAGGCCACCAGCCAAACAUUUGUCGUGAUCGAAAUAAUUCAGUCAACCACUUAAUUGCGGAGAAAUGUGCCGGCAUGAAACGGGUCCAGACGGUGUGCAUCGACAAGGGAUUGAUACAAACAGACGGUACAAUUAGUCAUCACGAUAUGUUUGACUAUUUGAAUCUGACGACAGCAUCGACGAAAAAAGUUUUCGAACCGCUGUUCGAUUUGUUGUCGCAAAUAUUGCACGAAAAUGAACCGGAAAAGGAUCUGACACCGUCUGAGUGAGAACCGGGUGUGCGGAGGUUGAAUGCGAAUCAAAACAAACAAAGAAAAACAUUAAACACAAACCAAGUAUAAUUUUGCUUUAAGUUCUAAUUUUAUGAAAAUUUGAAAUUUUAUUUAAAAGAAAACAAACGAAUAUAGGAAAGAGGACAUAGAAAUUUUGUUUCGCGAGGCUUAAAGUGAGCGGUGAUUGGCUUAUUUAUGUAGUGCGCUUUGUUUGAAUAGUUUUAAUAAAAAAAAGAAACGAAUGGGAUGGCCCCCCAUCGACCGAUUGUUAAAGUACAAGAUUUACGAAUGAAUGUCCGGAAAGUUUCAAUUAUUAUAUCUCAUUAUUAACUUACGAAAAACAAAAAAAAUAAAAUAUUUUAAUCGUUUUUAGGUGAUGUGAAUACGCCAACACAGACACACAAUUGAUUUGAUUUAAAUAUAAUAAUUACAUUGCUAGUGAACUUUAACUUAAAACGCUUCUAAUCAUUCCAAUUUUGGUAAAUUAUUUCUUUUCAUCUUCAACCGGUCUCAGCACCAGCAAACUGAUUUUUAACUAUUUUCAAGUGUGACUAACGCCUCACCACCCAAAAAUAUUAAAUUCAGACGUGGAAGGUUGUCGCAGAUGCCCAUAGCACAUGUGUAAUAACACCAUUUGAAACCAAUGUUGUUCGAUAAUAAAAACUAAUUUUAAAUGAGGGAUAAAAAUCGAAAUUGGUGUCAAAAGGAAGGUAUUUUGGCCUCAAAUGACGAAUACAAUUGAAAAAUUCGGUUUUCGUUGACCGGUCUGACCUGACAGGUCGAACAUUCAAACAUUGGACUUAACAGACCUUACAAUAAAAAUUAAAUUUUUUAAAUGUAUUUAGACCGAAAUACCUUCAUUUUGACACCAAUUUCGAUUUUUUUUUCUUUGAUGUGUAACGUUACUAACGACUGUUACACAAUAAGUCGCAGAACAAUAGUUCUUCGUAUUGCUGAACGUAGGUUUCAAGCCUUGGCCCCAUAAGGGUCUCUCAGUUUAUUAUAAUUUGUUGAGAGACGAAGUGUCAUGGAAAGUUAUAAUUCACCAAAAUCAUAAAAUCGCCUUUUUCAAUAAUUUUAUAAAUAAAAAAAAAAAUGAAUUACGAGAGCACCUGCACUUAUUACUAUGUAAAUUAAGGAAGAUUGAGGAAAAAAACAUGAAAUUUAAUUUAAGAAAAAUAUUCAGAAAAAUACUCAUCCAUUAGAUUGAAAGUUUCGCUUGACUUGGGCUUGCGAGCGAUGUCAACAUAUAUACAAAAAAUAAUAAUAAAUUAUUGAAGAGUGAUGAAUGUUUGUAAUAAAACAACAAGACAAAAAACCAGUGAAAAUAUAGAAAUAAAAUCGUGGAAUUUUUCAAUGC